Botrytis cinerea B05.10 is the source of this 1853-nucleotide messenger RNA. RefSeq lists its product as hypothetical. The transcript is spliced from 2 exons. Gene Ontology annotation, biological process: NAD+ biosynthetic process. The coding region runs from base 117 to 1592 and encodes 491 amino acids. The record is from RefSeq and is a predicted model, not a curated record. Gene Ontology annotation, molecular function: nicotinate phosphoribosyltransferase activity. NCBI's taxonomy places the organism in Eukaryota, Fungi, Ascomycota, Leotiomycetes, Helotiales, Sclerotiniaceae.
GGCGGGGUGGUCGGUUCGCCGUUUCAUCAUGAGUACAGUACUUAUCCAGUACUCGUACGCACAAAAACAUCCAUCACAGCUAUUAUAUUACAAUUUGAUUCAGGAAGUCAAAAUCAAUGAUGGAUUUCUAUGCAACUUCCCAAUACCCUGAGGGGGUGAUCAGCUUCCUUGAUACCGAUCUUUACAAGUUAACGAUGCAAUGCGCCGUUUUAAAAUACUUUCCCACCGUUCGAGUGACUUACGCGUUCAAGAAUAGAACGCCGGAGAAGAAGUUGUCAAGAGCUGCAUUUCGUUGGUUACAGCUUCAGAUUAGCAAACUGGGAAAUAUUGCGCUCAAAGACGAAGAAUUCCGAUUUCUCCAAAAUACGUGCACAUACUUAAACCAGCCUUACCUCGAUUUCUUGAAAGAAUUCCGACUAGAUCCGCGAAACCAGAUUGAGGCUACUUUUGUAGCAGACGAUGACAAGGGGAAAGAUGAGGACUUGGGAGAAGUCAAUUUGGUGGUUAAGGGUUUAUGGGUCGAUACUAUCCUGUACGAAAUCCCGUUAUUGGCUCUAACCAGCGAGGCAUACUUUAAAUUCAUGGAUACGGAUUGGACAUACGACGGACAAGAAGAAAAAGCAUACGAGAAGGGAAUUUCGCUUUUAGAAGGCGGGUGCAUUGUAUCGGAGUUUGGAACCAGAAGGAGAAGAGAUUAUCACACCCAGGCUCUUGUGUUCCGCGGAUUGGUCAAGGCGAAGAAAGUAGGAGAAGAGCGCAAGUUGGCAGGAAAGAUUUCGGGCACGAGUAAUGUUCAUUUGGCUAUGAGGUUUGGAAUUCCUCCUAUAGGAACUGUCGCACAUGAAUGGUUCAUGGGAGUCGCGGCUAUCACGGAUAACUAUAGAAGUGCUACGGCUACUGCAUUGGACUACUGGGUCGGAUGCUUUGGUCAAGGUGUUUUGGGUAUCGCUCUUACAGAUACCUUUGGUACUAAAGACUUUCUCCGGGUCUUUUCUCAGAAAAUCCCAUCUCUCACAACCGCUACUUCGGGGGCAGCUGCUACAUUACCGUCGGCCGAUACACUCACGACUAAUGGAACGACUAGUACGAAUCCGCCUUUGGAUGCAACGGGAGACAAAACGAACGAAGAUUCCCCAACAUUUGCGCAAGCUUUCACUGGUGUACGACAAGAUUCUGGCGACCCGGCAAGCUUUGUAAAGAAGAUGCGUCAAUUCUACGAUGAACAGGGAAUCAAGGAGAAGAAAACAAUUGUUUUUUCCGAUUCCUUAGACGUCGAACUUUGUAUAAAAUACAAGCAAAUUGCCGAAGAAUCAGGAUUCCAGCCUACCUUUGGUGUGGGCACAUUCUUCACAAAUGAUUUCGUUCACACAACUUCAGGCAAGAAGUCGACGCCAUUGAAUAUUGUCAUAAAAUUAAGCUCUGCAGAUGGUAAACCGGCUAUCAAGAUCAGUGAUAAUAUUGGGAAGAAUAUGGGUGAUGAGGUUACAGUCUUGAGAGUAAAAAAGGAUUUGGGAUAUGUAGAAGAGGAGUGGCAGGGAGGUGACGAGACAACAAGAUGGGGAAAGGAAGGAGCAGAUGUUGUGAAGAAAUAAUCGCAAUGUCAGUACUUGGAUCAUAACACAAAAUAUCUUACAUCAAUAUGGUCGGCGUUUUAUGGGAGCGGCUUGCGUUUUUUCUAGAUAUCAAACCCAUUAGGGAUAGAGAAGUAAUUGGUUUAUUGCUGUCAUAGAUUUGUAGAUGGGCGUUAAUAAGAGGAUUUUUUAUGAUAACAAUAAGUUCCACUGCUCGUUCUUCAUGUGCUCUAGCCGCUUGUAACUAUUCAGCGAAAGGUUUGAAUAUGGAUAGAGAUAUCA